Vespa velutina is the source of this 750-nucleotide messenger RNA. RefSeq names its product 46 kDa FK506-binding nuclear protein-like. Bases 1 to 750 code for a protein of 249 amino acids. The transcript has 2 exons. Gene Ontology annotation, molecular function: macrolide binding; peptidyl-prolyl cis-trans isomerase activity. The record is from RefSeq and is a predicted model, not a curated record. NCBI's taxonomy places the organism in Eukaryota, Metazoa, Arthropoda, Insecta, Hymenoptera, Vespidae. Gene Ontology annotation, cellular component: nucleolus; chromatin.
AUGUUUUGGGGUUUAAUAAUGGAGCCAAAAAAACGAUAUAGUCAAACCGUUGAAAUACCAUUUCACUUGUCUAUGGCGACUUUGGAUACUACAACCGGCAAUGAUGAAAUAGUGCAAGUUACGAUAACUUACAAUGAUACGAAUUAUUUACUUUGUAACCUGAAAAAAAGCACAAUGUGGCAAGUAUCACUUGACUUGAAUUUUGAAAAAGGAAAUGAAAUAACUUUUAUAUGUAAUGGUGAUAGUUAUGUACAUUUAACUGGAUAUUUGAAUCAUAAAUUAAUUUUGAAAGAACAAGAAGAAAAACGAAAUGAAGAUUCACAAACAGCUAAUAAACAAAUAAAAAGAAAAGCAACACAUUAUCCUAAUGUAACUUUAAAACCAAAACGAAUGAAAUGUGAAAUUGAAUCUUCGGAUGAAUUACAAUCUGAUUACAGUGAAUAUCUAACUGGGACUGAAAGCAAUGGAGCAGUUGCAAAAUCAGGAAAAUUGAUCUCCAUUUAUUAUACGGGUAAAUUAAAGAAUGGCAAGAAGUUUGAUGAGAGUAAACAGGGAAAUGGUUUUAAAUUUAAACUUGGAAGAAGUCAAGUGAUUAAAGGAUGGGACGUAGGUAUAAUAGGUAUGAAAGUUGGCGGAAAGAGGCAAAUUAUAAUUCCUCCUGCUAUGGGAUAUGGUGCUAAAGGUUUGCCCCCUUAUAUUCCUGGAAAUAGUACGCUUGAAUAUGAAAUUGAAUUAAGAAAUGUUCAAUGA